AUGCCACUUCUCCUUCAACAAAGGUUCAGAAAAAAUGAAGCCUGGAUGGAAUUGACCAAGAUUUGGACAACAAAUUCAAAUAUCAGAGGCUUUAUAGCUGAGAAAGUGAGAGGAGGAUAUUCAGUGGCCAUUGCAGGUUGUCCUGGAUUUACCGGAGUCCGAUUAGAGGAAGGAGCCAUAGUAAUAGCAGCAGCAACAGCUCGCCACCCCCUAAGCCUUAACUUAGGGGUCAAUCCUUGCGAUAAAGAGCUUUCUGAUGCACAAUUUGGUCACUGUAAAAUUUCUGUACAAUUGCAUGAGAAUAAUCCUAGAUGGUGCUUUAUGGUUGAAGCGGUUGAUGCAUUUGUCUCGUUCUGUAAGCUAAAUUAG
Messenger RNA from Fraxinus pennsylvanica, 369 nucleotides. NCBI's taxonomy places the organism in Eukaryota, Viridiplantae, Streptophyta, Magnoliopsida, Lamiales, Oleaceae. The record is from the annotation of a GenBank genome assembly.